Messenger RNA from Acromyrmex echinatior (Panamanian leafcutter ant), 1397 nucleotides. Its product is annotated as syntaxin-6. Gene Ontology annotation, cellular component: membrane. Lineage: Eukaryota; Metazoa; Arthropoda; Insecta; Hymenoptera; Formicidae. The record is from RefSeq and is a predicted model, not a curated record. Gene Ontology annotation, biological process: Golgi vesicle transport.
AAAUAAAUAGCGGUGCGUUGCGCCGGAAUCGGAGCAGACGUCAAACCACGUCAAACGUCACGCCAACGCGGUUACGAUUGUUACGAGUGAAACACCGCCGAGGCCGAGAUCGCAGCUCUUACGACACUAACAGACUUGACUGUUCGCGCACCCCCUCCGCAGGUCGUAUUAGACCAUACCAGACGACGGAAGACGGGAUCGCGCGCCGCGGGUGCAGUUCCCAAGCGCGAGUCUCAGAGCCCCAGCGAGCGCGCCGUUCCUCGGAGGGGACCUCCGGUUGCGCUCGAGAAUCUCGUCCCACCGAUGAGCGAGCGGCCGAGGCGCGAGCGCGCUUCCACAGAGGGUGCCGCGCGGCCGUCACGGCGAGACAGGCCGCGGCCCAGGCUUUAAAUUUAAAGACGGAGCGGAUAGAGGAAUGACGCUGGAGAACCCGUUCUUUGUCGUCAAGGACGAGGUGUGCAAGGCGUUGAACAAGAAUCGCGGCUUGUACGGUCGUUGGAGCGAACUGCAGAAUGUCGCGAUCGCGUCGCCGACCGGUAUACCGCUGAGUGGUUCAGCUACUGCAAUCUCACGUACAGACGAACUCGAUUGGACCACCACCGAACUGCGGAAAGCACUUCGUUCCAUCGAGUGGGAUCUUGACGACCUCGAGGAUACUAUCUGUAUCGUUGAAAAAAAUCCAACAAAGUUCAAAAUCGACAACAAGGAGUUGACCGUUCAACGGAGUUUCAUUGAGCAGGCACGAGAGGAAGUCAAGAUCAUGAAGGACAAACUGAACUUAAGCAGAAGUCGGGAUCGUGACAGCACAGCAAGACAGCCGCUUUUAGACAACAGCCCUGCGAGAGUGCCGGCUAAUCAUGGCACUACUAAAUACAGCAAGCUAGAAAAUGAAAUAGAUAGUCCAAACAGACAGUUUCUCAGUGAUACAAUGCAACAGCAAAAUUCUAUGAUGAGACAGCAGGACGAACAGUUGGAUAUGAUUGGGGAAACAGUUGGUACAUUAAAAACAGUAUCCAGGCAAAUCAACAGUGAACUAGACGAACAAGCUGUGAUGUUGGAUGAAUUCGGGAAUGAAUUAGAGACGACUGAUUCCAAGUUGGACGCUACCAUGAAGAAGAUGGCUAAGGUGCUGCAUAUGAGUAAUGGUAACUAUAACAAUUACAUUCCCGCUCCUACUACUCCGGUGACAUCCAGCGUCACCGAUCUUGUUUCUGAUAACAAACCUUCCUCUCUUUCCUCUUUAUCUACCACAAUCGCCAAUUGUUUUUUGUGUUCCAAUGAUUAAUUGUCAUGCUAAUUGUCUUGCGCCUUUAAACAAUUUGAGGGUACCAAUAAAAGAUAUUGUAACAUUUUCGGAUACAUUUUCAAUCUGAAUAGUUUUAAAAAUACAAUAUAAA